AUGCCUGCCGCCGACGUUUCAAAAGCUCCUGCCUCUUCUGGCAAGGAGGUUGCUCAGUCUGUCGCUGUCCUUGAGGAUCUGAUCAAGAACCUCAACGUCUCGACCAGCCCCGAGGAGGCUAACGCCGCCUCUGGCAACCUUGCCACUCUCUUCAGCGGUCCUAUCCCCGAGCAGACUCUCCCCGCCAAGGCCGCCGAGAUCUUCAAGAAGCAGCUCGCCAACAAGAAGGAUGCUACUGCCCGUGAGCGUGCCCUUGAGGGUAUCCGCGCCAUCGCUUCCCACGGCACCAUCGCCCCCGGUGUCGAGCCCCACCUCGCUGAGCUCCUUGCUCCCGUUCUCGCUGCUGUUGGUGACAAGAUGACCCCCGUCCGCGAGAUGGCUGAGUCCACCGCUGUCGCUAUCACCCAGGCUAUCAACGGUAACGCCGUCAAGGCUAUCGUCCCUGCUAUCCUUGAGUCUAUCUCCAACGCCCAGAAGUGGACCGAGAAGAAGACUGCUCUUGACUGUCUUGAGAUCCUGGUUGCCUCAUCCCCCGCCCAGCUCUCCUACCAGGUCCCCCGCCUUAUCCCCGUUGUCUCUGAGGCCAUGUGGGACACCAAGGCUGAUAUCAAGAAGGCCGCCUACGGCACCAUGGAGAAGGUUUGCGGUCUGAUUGUCAACAAGGAUAUUGAGCGUUUCAUUCCCGAGCUCAUCAAGUGUAUUGCCAAGCCUGAGAACGUCCCCGAGACCGUUCACUUGCUCGGUGCUACCACUUUCGUUUCCGAUGUCACUGGUCCUACCCUCGCUAUCAUGGUUCCCCUUCUGGACCGUGGUCUCGUUGAGCGUGAGACUGCCAUCAAGCGUAAGUCUGCUGUCAUUGUCGACAACAUGUGUAAGCUGGUCGAGGACCCCCAGAUCGUCGCUCCUUUCUUGCCCAAGAUGUUGCCCGGCCUGAACAAGAACCACGACACCCUUGCCGACCCCGAGGCCCGUGAGAAGACUCGCCAGGCCCUUGACACCAUCACCCGUGUUGGUCAGAUCAAGGAUGGCAAGAUCCCCGAGAUCUCCACCGCUGGUGACAUCUCCACCGUUGCCGCUAUCCUCAAGGAUAUCCUCAAGCCCAAGUUCGAGUCCCGCAUCGCCCCUUGCGAGACCAUCAUCAACUACGUUGCUGCCAUCGCUGGUCAGCUCGUUGACGAGAAGGAUUCCGACUCCACCAUCUGGACCCAGAACGCUCUGCCUUACAUCGUUGCCAUCGUUGGCGAGGAGGAGGCUAAGCCUAUUGCCGAUGCUCUCCGCAAGAAGGCCUCCCCCGAGGCCGCUGCCGCUGACGAGAUCCCCUCCGACGAGGAGGAGGGUGUCGAUCUUUGCAACUGUACCUUCUCCCUGGCUUACGGUGCCAAGAUUCUGCUUAACCAGACUCACCUGCGUCUUAAGCGUGGUCAGCGUUACGGUCUCCUGGGUCCCAACGGUUCCGGAAAGACCACUCUCAUGCGUGCUAUCAACAACGAGCAGCUUGAGGGUUUCCCCAAGAAGGAUGAAGUCAAGACCGUCUACGUCGAGCACGACCUCGACGCCGCCGACACUGAGCAGACUGUCAUUGGCUGGACCGUGAAGAAGCUUGUCGAGGUUGGCCUUGAGCCCGUUGAGGCUGAUGUCCGUGACAAGCUGAUCAACGAGUUCGGCUUCCAGCCCGAGCAGCUCGAUGGUCUUAUCACCUCCCUGUCCGGUGGUUGGAAGAUGAAGCUCGCUCUGUGCCGUGCCGUCUUCGAGCAGCCCGAUAUUCUUCUGCUCGAUGAGCCCACUAACCACAUGGACGUCAAGAACGUCGAGUGGCUCGAGAACUACCUCAAGACCUCUCCUUGCACUUCCAUCAUGGUGUCUCACGACUCCCGCUUCCUGGACCACGUUAUCCAACACGUUAUCCACUACGAGCGCUUCAAGCUCAAGCGUUACCGCGGUACCCUGAGCGAGUUCGUUAAGAAGGUCCCCUCCGCUCGCUCCUACUACGAGCUCGGUGCCUCCGACAUGGAGUUCAAGUUCCCCGAGCCCGGUUUCCUUGAGGGUGUCAAGACCAAGUCUAAGGCCAUCAUCCGUGUCAACAACAUGACCUUCCAAUACCCCAACACGCCCCGUCCCCAGAUUGCCGACAUCACCUUCCAGGUCUCCCUGGGUUCCCGUAUUGCCGUCAUUGGUCCCAACGGUGCCGGAAAGUCUACUCUCGUUAACGUCUUGACUGGUGAACUUAUCCCCACCUCCGGUGACGUCUACCAGCACGAGAACAUCCGUAUUGCCUACAUUAAGCAGCACGCUUUCGCUCACAUUGAUAACCACCUUAACUCCACUCCCUCCGAGUACAUCCAGUGGCGUUUCCAGACUGGUGAGGACCGUGAGACCAUGGACCGUGCCAACAAGAUCGUCACCGACGAGGAUGAGAAGGCCAUGGACAAGAUCUACAAGGUCGAGGGUACCCUCCGUCGUGUCAUUGGUAUCCACUCUCGUCGUAAGUUCAAGAACACCUACGAGUACGAGAUCUCUUGGUCUCUGGGUGACAACAUCGGCAUGAAGUCCGAGAAGUGGACUCCUCUCAUGUCCGCCGACAACACCUGGUUGCCCCGUUCCGAGAUCAUGGAGUCUCACUCCAAGCAGGUCGCCGAGGUUGACCAGAAGGAGGCCCUUGCCUCCGGUCAGUUCCGUCCUCUGGUCCGUAAGGAGAUUGAGCAGCACUGCGCCAACUUCGGUCUGGACAACGAGCUGGUCUCUCACUCCCGUAUGCGUGGUCUGUCUGGUGGUCAGCGUGUCAAGGUCGUCCUUGCUGCUUGCUCUUGGCAGCGUCCUCACGUCAUUGUCCUUGACGAGCCUACUAACUACCUGGACCGUGACUCCCUUGGUGCUCUCUCCAAGGCUCUGAAGUCCUUCGAGGGUGGUGUCAUUAUCAUUACCCACUCCCGUGAGUUCACUGAGAACCUCACUGAGGAAGUCUGGGCCGUCAACAACGGUCUCAUGCAGCCUUCCGGUCACAACUGGGUUCAGGGCCAGGGCUCCGGUCCCCGUCUGGACGCUAAGGGUGAUGAUGAGGAGGACAAGUUUGAUGCCAUGGGUAACAAGAUUGUCGUCGAGAAGAAGAAGAAGCUCACUGGAUCUGAGCUUCGCAAGAAGAAGAAGGAGCGUGCUGCUCGCCGCAAGCGUGGUGAGGAGGUCUUCUCUGACGAGGAUGACAUCUAA
Molecule: messenger RNA, 3204 nt
Organism: Penicillium angulare
Lineage: Eukaryota; Fungi; Ascomycota; Eurotiomycetes; Eurotiales; Aspergillaceae
Product: putative translation elongation factor eEF-3
Exons: 2
Coding region: 1-3204 (1067 amino acids)
Molecular function (GO): ATP binding; translation elongation factor activity; ATP hydrolysis activity
Source: RefSeq, a predicted model, not a curated record